AUGAAUCGACAUAGUACUCUUAUCUUUAUCUUCUUCUGUAUUAUCACCAGCAAUGCUGGAAUAGUUCCAUUUCAUCCAAUAGGCUUUCAUAAUGUUGAUCCAAUUCAUAUGAUCUACAUGAAAGACAAUUGGAAUGUCUAUUUUAAUAAUCGUAAAGUUGCUGACGCAUCAGUACGAUCAUUCCAAGAUCUUGGCUUUGGAUACGGCAAAGAUGAUUGGAAUGUGUUUUACUUAGGAAAUAAAAUGCCGGAUGCAAAGCCGAGAUCAUUUGAAAUACUUCAGCCCUACACUGGUUAUACUAAAGAUACGUGGAAUGUGUAUUAUCUUGGUAAAAUAGUGUCGGAUGCAAAGCCACGAUCAUUUGAAAUACUUCAGCCCUACACUGGUUAUACUAAAGAUACGUGGAAUGUGUAUUAUUUUGGCAAAAUAGUGCCGGAUGCUAAAUCUCAUUCAUUUCAAUCGAUGGGUAAAGGCUAUGGCAAAGAUGCUUGGUCAAUGUUUUUUAAAGGAAAGAAAUUGAAUUGA
Molecule: messenger RNA, 525 nt
Organism: Rotaria sp. Silwood1
Lineage: Eukaryota; Metazoa; Rotifera; Eurotatoria; Philodinida; Philodinidae
Source: the annotation of a GenBank genome assembly